Molecule: messenger RNA, 1341 nt
Organism: Scleropages formosus (Asian bonytongue)
Lineage: Eukaryota; Metazoa; Chordata; Actinopteri; Osteoglossiformes; Osteoglossidae
Gene: adma
Product: adrenomedullin a
Exons: 4
Coding region: 154-651 (165 amino acids)
Biological process (GO): positive regulation of heart rate; adenylate cyclase-activating G protein-coupled receptor signaling pathway; regulation of systemic arterial blood pressure
Cellular component (GO): extracellular region
Molecular function (GO): hormone activity; adrenomedullin receptor binding
Source: RefSeq, a predicted model, not a curated record
AACUUGAGUCGACCACUCAGACGAUUAGCUAAGUGUCACAGCUGCCGCACAGCAGCAGUAGGAACCUUGCGAGUUCUGGGAUACCUUCCGUGUGAGGAGAUCUUCGCCGCAUAUUAGCCAAGUGGAUUAUAUCAAUUUCAGGUUUCAGUCAGAAUGAAACUACUUCUGCAGACAGCUCUCUGUUGCUGUCUGCUGGUCGUUGUUACACCCAGUGCAGGGAGCGCCAAACUGGACUCCGAGGUGAAACGGAGACUGACCAUGUGGCUGCAGAGCCGGACAAGAAGAGAUUUAAGUGGCGUGUCUACGGGCAGUGAGGGAAACGCGGCACAGAUCGUCAGACCGGAAGAUGUCAGGGAUGCUUUGAAUUCGCGCUCGAGCCCUGAUGCCAGCAUACGGGUGAGGAGGUCCAAGUGCUCCUUGGGAACCUGCACGGUACAUGACCUGGCGCAUCGCCUGCACGUGCUCAACAACAAGUUCAAGAUCGGCAGUGCCCCCAUCGACAAGAUCAGCCCCCUGGGGUAUGGGCGGAGGCGCCGCUCACUGCCCACCCGCCAAGCUGCCCCGCUGACAAAAGGGCUCCAAUUCCAGCCCGUGUGGAGAACUGGGGAAAGCCGGGUGCGAAGGCUAGAGAAGCUCCUUCGACGGACUUGAGCAGGGGAGGGGAGGGGUGAGAUGGAGCUCACCGUGGCCAGCACCUUCUGGCCAGUUUGAAGAAUUCCUCAGAAGCCUCAGACUCCCGUUGAGUACCACGGACCAGCAAGGAGAGCGGCGCGUCACCUGGACAGAGGGAAAGAGCAGCUGGUCAACGUGCGGGUAGCACCUGAGGAGAGUUGCACCACUGGAAGACUUUCAUUGGUUGGGGGGAGGGGGGCUGGAAGGGAGAGCCAUGGUCCGAGGUGGGGAGGGCAGGGAUUUGCCAGGGUCUGAAUCGCAGAGGGGGUGAGGGAGCUUGCUGAGCACACUGUGGAGCGGCUGGAGGAAGAUGCUCACACUGGGGGGAGGACAUCGGUAGCUGACUCGCCUUUCUGUUUUCUGCCAGCUCUAGAGGAACAUCUGUGGCUCCUCCUCAGCUCACAUCGUGGGACCCUCAGGACAGAACACCUCAGUGGCCAAGGCACCCCUGAUCACCUGGAAAGGACCCUCCAGAGGGAGGGAUGCUGAACCUAAAAUGCAGAUAGAUCUAUAUCAAACUAUGUAUGCGGACACUGUAUGGCAGAAAUCUCACAAUCUAAUACAAAACUUUGCCAGCCUACCAGGGAUGGUGCUCUACUUGAACUUGACUUUUUUUUUUAAACAGAGAAAUGUGCAAUUAUAUAUAGUCUAAAUAUAUAUGUACUUCUA